Molecule: messenger RNA, 1415 nt
Organism: Boleophthalmus pectinirostris (great blue-spotted mudskipper)
Lineage: Eukaryota; Metazoa; Chordata; Actinopteri; Gobiiformes; Gobiidae
Gene: pafah1b3
Product: platelet-activating factor acetylhydrolase, isoform Ib, gamma subunit
Exons: 5
Coding region: 372-1043 (223 amino acids)
Source: RefSeq, a predicted model, not a curated record
ACUAGGCAAUUGUGGUACAGCCGACAUUGAUCAAACGUGCACUUCCUGGAUUUGGGUGAUGUCGAUAAUUUUAUUAUGUUUAUGCUAGGUCCAGUAAUAUACUUAGAACCAACACUGGAUAUGAUUUCAUUCAGCAUUAAGUUUCUUAUUUAACCUUAAAUAACAGUGUACACAGUUGGUGGAACCUACAGCUGACUGUCUCUGUCGUAUAUUGCUAGCAUCAUUAAAGAGGGCUAACUAGCUGUUGAAGCUAACUCAGCUGCUCUUCAACCAUCGCCCGCCUUGUUGUUGUAAUGUAUUUGUAAGUUCUUCGGGUGCAAAAAUAAGAAUACCAAAGUCGCAGCUUUUACCAAAUCUAGAAGCGCCAAGACAUGAGUGCAGAAGAUGCAAACCCCGCCGCCACACCCACCCCUUGUGGAGACAUUCAAGGAGAUGGACGGUGGAUGUCCAUGCAUGAACGUUUUGUGUCUGAUGGCAAAGGAAAGGAGCCUGAGGUUGUUUUUGUGGGAGACUCACUAAUUCAGUUGAUGCAUCAGUUUGGAAUCUGGCGACAGCUGUUUUCACCUCUACAUUCCCUUAAUUUUGGCAUCGGUGGUGAUGCAACACAACAUGUGCUGUGGAGACUUUAUAAUGGUGAACUUGAUAACAUCAGCCCCAAGGUUAUAGUUCUGUGGGUAGGGACCAACAACCAUGGUCAUACUUCUGAAGAAAUCUGUGGAGGCAUUAUGGCUAUUGUCCAAGUCAUCAAGAACAAGCUCCCACAGGCUCACACACUUGUACUUGGUCUGCUCCCAAGAGGUAAAAUGCCAAACCCUUUACGUGAGAGAAAUGCCAUGGUGAACAAACUGGUGCAAGAGGCCUUAUCUUCUCUUCCGUACGCCUCUUUUCUUAAUGUUGAUCCUGGCUUUGUGCUCUCCGAUGGCAGUAUCUCCCACCAAGACAUGUACGAUUAUCUUCACCUGACUCCCAAGGGCUAUCAGGCUGUGUGCGAACCUCUGCACGAACAUAUCAAGUCUCUGCUGGAAAAACCUGCCGAGCAUUGAAGAAACAACUUUUUUGUUCUGAGCAACCUUAAACUCUUGCCUUACACUUAUCAAUUCCAUAUUUUAAGUUAUAUCCUCAUAAAAUCUGUGCUCUUUUUUAAAGGCUUAAGAUCUUAUAAGAACAAAUUUGCUUUAUUCGCCCCUUUUUUUCCAGAAUGUCCAUUCAUAUUACAUGCUUUUUUUUUUUUUUUAACAAACUGUCUUGUUUACUUAUUCCUAUGCUCUGCUGUAUGUUGGUGAGUUGCCACAAUACAAUGAAUAUUGUAUGUUAUAAAUACUUAUACAGUAUAUGCACUAUAUAUGUAAGAACAUCUAAUGUUACAGGGCUUUUUCUUAAACUAAAAUGCAAAUGAAUCUACUCUUAAAACAUAA